AUGUUUCGGAAUGCUCUUUCGACAGAAAAGCGAGCCGCCAUCGUGGCUUUGGGGAGAGCAGGUCACACUUUUCGGGACAUUGCACGUCUUGAGAAUGUCUCACUUCGCGGCGCUGUAACAGCAGUCAAACGGCACCUCGGGACAUCCGUGGUGACCUCAUGGAAGGCAGAGAUGAAGAAACAUCCGUAUCUUUGGUCGAAUCCCCGGGAAGCUCGGCUUGAAGGAAGGAUAGCUUGUCAAAAGCCGUUUCUUCGACCGAAGAAUAGGGAGAAGAGAUUGGCGGAAGCUCCGAGACUUGGCGGGAUUCCCACCCGAACAUUGUCCCAUUUGCGCGAAUAG
Molecule: messenger RNA, 339 nt
Organism: Galendromus occidentalis (western predatory mite)
Lineage: Eukaryota; Metazoa; Arthropoda; Arachnida; Mesostigmata; Phytoseiidae
Exons: 2
Coding region: 1-339 (112 amino acids)
Source: RefSeq, a predicted model, not a curated record